Molecule: messenger RNA, 1883 nt
Organism: Trichoderma harzianum CBS 226.95
Lineage: Eukaryota; Fungi; Ascomycota; Sordariomycetes; Hypocreales; Hypocreaceae
Exons: 1
Coding region: 410-1729 (439 amino acids)
Molecular function (GO): proteasome binding
Source: RefSeq, a predicted model, not a curated record
CUGGCAGCUUCUGUGCUGCUCCUUCCUUUCAACGCCGUUUAAUAAUUAUAGCUAGCACCUUACUGUAACUUUCUUUCCUCGCGAUUAUACGCGUAAAUACGGAGUUUCUUAUGCUAGCACCAAUAUUGGUAUACGUACGCAUCCCUCUUGCCUUAUUAAACGGCCCUAGCACGGCUAAAUAUAUAUAGCGACGCCUCUGCCUGUCGCAUCUCCGGGGGGCAUCACCUGUUAGAUUUGUCAUCAGCAAUCUCUCCCUUAAAACAACUCAAUAAAGACAAAGGAAAUAUAUAUAGGUGCCGCCAGGUGUUUGUAAAUAUUUAUUACGCUUGACGUCACAAACUUAAAGCUUUAUUUCCAUCCUGCUUUCAACCUAAUACAACCUAAUACAGGCACGACGGCACUCAACAACAUGACUGAUGUCGCAUUGCCUCCAAACAACCACCCGACUCUAGAUCACGACAACAACAUCGACAGCAAUAACAAUAACGACGCAGCUUCACAGCAACAGAAGCAGAUGCCGUCAUCAACAAACAGCCACAUCGACAACAAUGAAGCGAUCGGCGCAGAAGCCACCGGCGACAUGCAAGUAGACGCGGCCCCGUCAGCACCGUCAGCGUCAGCGCCGGACAUGGAGACGGACCAGGAGCAUCACGACGAAAUCAACAGUGACAGCGAGGGUGAGAGUGAGAAUGCCGCCGAUCGGGAGACUGUCAGCAUCACCGUGUCGCAUCGAGGCCACAAGUUUCCCUUUGAGAUCGAGGCCGAUCUCACCGUCACCGACUUGUUCCACGAGAUCGAGAAUGUUCUAGAGAUUCCUUUUGAGAACAUCAAGGUCAUGGUACCCAAGGGCCCCUUCCUCAAGGCGCCCUUCAAGGAUCCCGAGUAUCAGGUCAAGAACCUCGCUGGAAAGACUGUCACCGUCAUGGGCUCGACCUCUGCCGAUGUUCAGGCCGUCCAGGCCAUGUGCCAGAAGCUCAGCAAGAUGAAGGCGGCACGGGAAGCCCAGCGCUCCAAGGCAAAGGCUAAAGGUCCGGCUCGGCGUCGCGGACUGCAAGCUGCAGAAGACUCCAAAUACACUUUCUUGCAGGUUCGACCGCUCUCCGGAUUACCGCAUCCCGAGCGCAGCCUCAAACUAUUGAACCGGCUUAAAGAGGACCCGGGUAUCAGAGCAGCUAUGCGAAAGCACAAGUUUACCGUCGCUCUUCUGACGGAGAUGGAGCCGCUGGCGCACACGGAAACAACACACGAAGGAACAUCGCGCAUUUUGGGUCUCAACCGCAACCAGGGUGAGGUGAUUGAGCUGCGACUACGAACUGACGCCCAUGACGGCUAUCGUGACUACAAGACGAUCCGCAAGACACUCUGUCACGAGCUCACUCACAACGUUCAUGGCCCUCAUGACCGACAGUUUUGGGAUCUUUGCCACCAAAUUGAGCGCGAGGUAGACGCUGCCGACUGGAAGUCUAACGGCCGGACAAUCGGCGAGACAUCACGAUAUCACAUCUCAGGCCAGGACGAAGAGGAUGUUCACGAGGACGACGGCGGCUGGACUGGUGGCGAGUUUGUCCUAGGCGGUAACAAACUGAGCAGCGCAGGACUCAGUCGACGAGAGAUUUUGGCGCAGGCGGCGCUGGACAGACAAAGGAAGGAAGAGGUUGAGGAGUGUAAUGCGGAGAAAGGCUGGCGGCCGUGCCAGAGACCGCAGCCGAACAAUGACCGCAAUUUGUGAGGUCAAAAAGGAAGGGUGAAGAAGCAUUUGCAUCAGUUGGCGUUAUAAUGGCAGUGGGGAUCAAAGCAGUUGCUUUGGAUUUAUUAUUUGUCACUUGGGAGCGUGUUGGAACGGGGCAUUGCCCCGAGUUGUGAAUUUAGACGGAAUCAUUGCG